AUGAAAUUCCUAAAAGUUGAAGAAUUUUUCACAAAAAAAAAACAAGAUGAAGGAGGGGAAAAUGUGGUAUUAAUAACUGUGAAUUUGCUCCUGCUGUUCUCAAUGUUUUUGUAUGGAAUAAAUUACAUACUAAUGAAGUAUUUUAUUAUGAUAAAUGGGUCUAUAUAUAUAUUUAUUUUUUUGAGAACAAUUCUUACUAUACCAUUAAUGAUUUACAUGUAUAUGUCCAAAAAGUCUGAACCAAAAAAAAAAAAAUUAUUGCAUGAUGUAAAUGAUAAAGAGGCAACAGUUGAAAAGGAUAAGAACCAACUCGACCAGGAGUUAUCAAAAGUUGAAGAAGAAAAUGAAAAUAAUAAAAAAAAGAGUACCAAAAAUAGUAUGCUUGAGGAGAAUAAAAAAAAAAAUAGUAAUAAUAGUAAUAAUAAUGAUAAAGACAACAAGGAUAGUAAAGUGGACUAUAUGACACAGGACAGAGAUGGAAAAAACAAUGAUUAUAAUGAUGAUGAUAAUUACGAUAGCAACAAACAUGAAACACGUAUUAAUAUAGAAAAUAAGUGUUCCAGUUAUUUUAGUACUUUAAUAAAAAAUGAUGAAAAGUUAAUACCUAAAAUAGCCUAUAUGCCUAUACUUAUAUUAUCCAUUACAGGAGCUUUGAGACAGGUUAUUGUUAUAAUUGCUUUGCAGUAUACAGAUUCACAUAACGUCGCCAUAAUACAGCCGACGAUACCAAUAUUUACAGCACUAAUGUCUUACUAUUUAAAAAUUGAAAAGAUGAAUUAUAUCACAUGUUUUUCAAUUUUCUUAUCCUUUUUUGGGUUAGCUAUAACAGCUGAAAUAUGGAACAUGGGUUCUUUUGAUUUUGGUUUUCUCUUAUUAUUAACUGUCCCUGUUACUAAAGGGUUACAAGUUAUAUAUAUAAACAUUGCCACUAGAUAUGUAAGUAAUGAUGUAAUUCAAUUUUCUCAAAUGGCUGUUUUGUUCCUAAUAGCUGUGCCAUUUGGGAUGCUUGGAGAAAUGUUUAUUAAUGAAAAUUAUAAUGUCAUUAGCGAAGUAUAUAAUGUAACUACAAAUCAGUUUUUAUGUAUCCUUUAUUCAACACUUGCUAUUAUUUUUCUCUGCUGGAAAAUACAAAUUAUCGCAUUAAACUACCUUACACCUGUAACAGUAUCUCUAUAUCAGUCUUUUCAGCCCUGUUUUACUUUUGUUCUGGCUAGACUAUUUCUUAACGAGACUAUCAAUUAUAAUAAGUAUGUCGGAACUGUUUUUAUUGUUAUUUCAUUACUCCUUUAUCAGUAUGGAUGUACUAAGGGACAGAAAACAUAA
This is a messenger RNA of Plasmodium gonderi, 1323 nucleotides long. Its product is annotated as transporter. Bases 1 to 1323 code for a protein of 440 amino acids. Gene Ontology annotation, cellular component: membrane. Lineage: Eukaryota; Apicomplexa; Aconoidasida; Haemosporida; Plasmodiidae. The transcript has a single exon. The record is from RefSeq and is a predicted model, not a curated record.